Plasmodium falciparum 3D7 is the source of this 1197-nucleotide messenger RNA. It is a transcript of the gene eIF4A, whose product is annotated as DEAD/DEAH box helicase family protein. Gene Ontology annotation, molecular function: nucleotide binding; hydrolase activity; ATP hydrolysis activity. Lineage: Eukaryota; Apicomplexa; Aconoidasida; Haemosporida; Plasmodiidae. The record is from RefSeq and is a predicted model, not a curated record.
AUGAGUACUAAAGAAGAGACUUUUAAUAAUGAAAACGACAUUGAAGGAAAUACAGAAGAGAUUGUUGAUACAUUCGACGCUCUUGGAUUAAAUGAAAAACUUUUAAGGGGUAUAUAUUCUUAUGGUUUUGAAAAGCCAUCAGCAAUUCAACAAAGAGGUAUUAAACCUAUUUUGAAUGGUUACGAUACUAUUGGUCAAGCUCAAUCUGGUACAGGAAAAACAGCUACUUUCGUUAUUUCCUCAUUGCAGUUAAUUAAUUACGAUUAUGUUGCAUGUCAAGCUUUAAUUUUAGCCCCCACUCGUGAGUUAGCUCAACAAAUUCAAAAGGUUGUUUUGGCUUUGGGAGAUUAUUUAAAAGUCAAGUGCCAUGCUUGUGUCGGAGGUACCGUUGUAAGAGAAGAUAUUGAUAAACUUAAACAAGGAGUACAUAUGGUUGUUGGUACCCCAGGUAGAGUUUAUGAUAUGAUUGAUAAGAGACAUUUAGGUGUUGAUAGAUUAAAGUUAUUUAUAUUAGAUGAAGCAGAUGAAAUGUUAUCAAGAGGAUUUAAAGCUCAAAUAUAUGAAGUUUUUAAGAAAUUAGUACCAGAUAUUCAAGUUGCUUUAUUUUCUGCUACAAUGCCACAAGAAAUAUUAGAAUUAACUACUAGGUUUAUGAGAGACCCCAAAACUAUUUUAGUUAAAAAAGAUGAAUUGACACUUGAAGGUAUUAGGCAGUUCUAUGUUGCUGUAGAAAAGGAAGAAUGGAAAUUAGAUACCUUAUGUGAUUUAUAUGAAACAUUAACCAUUACACAAUCUAUAAUAUAUUGUAACACUAGGAAAAAGGUUGAUAUAUUAACUCAAGAAAUGCACAAUCGUCUUUUCACUGUAUCAUGUAUGCACGGAGAUAUGGACCAAAAAGACAGAGAUUUAAUUAUGAGAGAAUUCAGAUCUGGAUCAACAAGAGUUUUAGUAACAACAGAUUUGUUAGCAAGAGGUAUUGAUGUACAACAAGUUUCAUUAGUUAUCAAUUAUGAUUUACCAGCUUCACCAGAUACAUAUAUUCACAGAAUUGGUCGUUCUGGAAGAUUUGGUCGUAAGGGAGUUGCUAUCAACUUUGUUACCAACGAUGAUAAGGAAAAAGAUAAGUUAAAGAAAAUCGAAUCCUACUAUAGUACUCAAAUAGAAGAAAUGCCCUUAGAAGUUGCUGACUAUUUAUAA